GUUGUCUGGAGGAGGCGGGUGUGCGUGUUGUCAGCUGACCAGCAGCAUCUCCUGUAGCCGUCACAACACCGUGCUGCUGCCCCGCUGACAGCUAGUGAGUAGCUCCUGGCCGAGGCUCUGUCGGACCGGGCUGGGUUAUGUUUCCCGGAGCAAGAACCGUAGACGGAGGCUCGUUCACCGACAACCCAUGGCGGCAGAGAUUCAGCCCCAGCAGGCGCAGGCUCGGAAGCCAUGUCUGCUGAGCAAGAUCGAGGCUUUCCAAGAUGUUGUUAGCUCGGCGGUUAUCAUCCCCAAGGAGGACGGCGUUAUCAGCGUGUCGGAGGACAGGACGAUUCGAGUAUGGCUGAAGAGAGACAGCGGGCAGUAUUGGCCCAGUGUCUUCCACACAAUGACAUCACAGUGCACCUGUAUGUCCUUUAACCCAGAGACCAGGAGGCUGUCUGUGGGGAUGGAUACCGGCAGUAUCUGUGAGUUCAUCCUGUCUGAAGACUACAACAAGAUGACUCCAGCAAACACUUACCAGGCCCACCAAGGCAAAGUGAGCGUGGUGCUCUUCGUGUUGGAGAUGGAGUGGCUCCUGAGCACCGGCCUGGACAAAAACUUCACCUGGCACUGCUCAGAGAGCGGCCAGCAGCUGGGGACGCAUCACACCGCCGCCGCCGUCUCGGGCCUACAAUUCGAUGUAGAGACCAGACACGCCUUCGUAGGAGACCAGUCUGGUCAGGUGACCAUCCUGAAGCUGGAGCAGGACAACUGCAGCCUGGUCACCACCUUCAAGGGACACACUGGUAACGUGACGGCACUGUGUUGGGACCCGGCACAGAGGGUUCUGUUCUCCGGCAGCUCCGACCACUCCAUCAUCAUGUGGGACAUCGGAGGACGCAAGGGCACCGCUAUCGAACUGCAGGGACACAAUGAAAAAGUUCAGGGCUUGUGCUACGCCUCACACACCCGUCAGCUCAUCUCCUGCAGCUCAGAUGGAGGCAUCGUCAUCUGGAACAUGGACGUAACGCGACAAGAGACUCCAGAGUGGUUGGACAGCGACUCCUGUCAGAAGUGCGAGCAGCCAUUUUUCUGGAACUUCAAACAGAUGUGGGACAGCAAGAAGAUCGGUCUGCGACAGCACCACUGCAGGAAGUGCGGCCAGGCGGUGUGCGGCAAAUGUUCCUCCAAACGCUCCACCAUCCCCCUCAUGGGCUUCGAGUUCGAGGUGCGUGUGUGUGACAGCUGCCACGAGUCCAUCACCGACGAGGACCGAGCGCCCACGGCCACCUUCCACGACAGCAAGCACAGCAUUGUUUACAUGCACUAUGAGCCCACCACGGGGAAUCUGCUCACCUCAGGCAGCGACAAGGUUAUCAAGCUCUGGGACAUGACUCCUGUGGUGUCCUGAGGUCUGUGUGUGACCAGCGGUCAGCCAAGAGCUCUGUUCACCAAACUGUGAUUUGUUUUGGAGGCAGCAGCCACACUUGGAUUCAAAAGAGGGAAACAUAUCCAACAGUAUCGAUGUCAUCUGGAUAAUAUUUAACUGUUAUUCAACAACAAGCAGCGGCUGUCAGACGUUCACAGUGAGGACACUGCAGGCCAGUGAAGCCUGGGAACACAAGGUUACAGACCGUUGUGAGUGUUUGUGUGAAGGCUGCUGUUGGGUGGGGGGGAUCUCUGUGUGUAUUUGUGCGUGUGUGUCCUUUACAUGAGUAUUUGGGAGGGGGUUGACACACUUUAUUUUCUUAAUUUUCAUGCAUUCCUGCUCAUUUCAUACUGGAAAAUCAUGAGAGAAUAAGUGGAACAUUUCAGCACUUAGCCGGUACCGUUUAACUGAAGCUUCACUGGUUUUUCGAUGUGAAGCGUAUCAUGAAACUUGAUCUAUUACUCACAAACUCACUCACACUAAGCUGGCUUCAGACUCUCAACAAGGGAAAGGUUUUGGUACAGCAUGGCUCCUGAAACCUGCACCACCUACAGGAAAAGAAAGGUAGCAGCAGCAGCAGUGAAGACGUAGACACAUUGAUGUUUCCCCCUACAGGCAAAGAAAAGAUUAGCUUUCUAAAAAUCAGAUUAUGUAUUUGAUCUUCACUUUUCUUCUUCAAUCGUAUCACAUGGAUGUUUGUUCUGCUCUGAUUUACCCUCAAAGUUCUCAAAUUCCUCAGAAUGAUGAAAAGUAUGAGCAACCAAACUUCUAUAAUGACAGAAAAACUAUAGUUCCAAAAGUGAAGUCAAAAUAUGUGGAGCUCCCCCUACUGGCUGGCUACUGUAUUGGUCAUAAACCCCGCCUCCUUCAUGUUAACAGAUGGGGCAUGGGUCAGACAGGAAAAUUAAAAUACAUUUUAAGUUAAUGUUGCUCAAACAUUUUUUUCUAUGAUGACAGAGGAAACAAACACUACAGUUGUUAAAAACAAAAACCUGACAUUUGUACCUCCGGUCCGAAAAUAUGAAGCCCAUGCACAAGUGUUAUAAACUGCAAUUCAUCAAGAUCCGCUUGAGGCUGGCUGCAGAAACACCAGAAACCACAUACACACCAAUUCAAAAAAGACGAUCUUUGCAGCAUUAAUAAACAUGUUUACAGCCUGGUUCAAAAAACGGCUUGGGUCUGCAUAGCUAAUUUCUCGGUUCAGAAGAUAUUAAGGUUACGAGUUUUUGCCCAAAUAAGGACAUGACUGACUUGACUGACAGGCGGGAACCAUAGACUGUAAAAAAUAUGGACGUAGUAUCCGUGACGUCACCCAUCUGUUUCUGAACGCUGUUUUGAGACCAAUCGGCUGCGGCAGCCAUAUUGCUUCUGUCGAGCCAGUGUGACGUAAAGAGGCGGGCUUUGAGCCUCCUAGCCAACAGCUGCAGUGUUCCUGCAGGCAGCUGUGCCUCUCAUUGGAAGACUGGUAAUCUCAAUAUCUUCGAAACUGCCGAAUUAGAAAAAAAUUCACCCCCCUCACAGUGAGAGGACAUCGAGAAAUGAGCUAUUCAGACUCCACUCAUCUUUUGUACCAGGCUGUAAACAUGUUUAUUAAUGCUGUAAAGAUCGUCUUUUUCCCAUUCAUGUGUAUGUGACUUCCGGUACUUCCGGAGCCAGCCUCAAGCGGAUCCUCGAUGAACUGCAGCUUUUAACACUUCCGCAUUGACUCAUAUUUUUAGACCGGAGGUUGCCGCUUGGCGGGAACACAUAGCUGUUGGCUAGGAGGCUCAAACCCCGCCUCUUUACGUCACACUAUGCCUGGUUGAGUUCCGCAUUACCAAUAUGGCUGCCGCUGAUGAUUGGCUUCAAAACAGCGCUCAGGAACUCAUGGGUGACGUAACGGAUACUACGUCUAUUAUUUAUACAGUCUAUGCUCCUUGCCUGCAGGUGGCGGUAGUGUCGACACUGUAAACGCUGUUGCUGGCCUUACCUGUAGGUGGUGCUCAUUAGCAUGUUCGCUUUGCAGCUCUAAAAUGUGUUUUGGUCCUACUUAUAGAUGGAACAGGUUUGACUGUUUCUGAUAUCAGCUGAUCCUGGUUCCAGGUGCUUCCCAACACUGUGCUCUUCUUAUCAUGGUAAGCAGAUCAAAGCUUAAAAAGAAAGUUAUCAGAAUCUGCUGAUAUGAAAAUUUUUGCCACUAUUAAUGGCCGAUAAGGUGACAAAUUUAUUAUGCACAUACAAUGACAGAAAACACAUGGCAUGGCUUUUUGCAAUGCUUGUUAGGCAGAGGUGAUGCGAUGAGGAGUAAAACAACUCUCCUCUAACAUUACAAGUUUAAACGGCAUCUCAAGAACCGUCAUCUUGAACAAGAAACAAGAGUUUCUUGAAAGUAAGAAACAAAAAAUGUCUGCAGCAGUGAAAACCUGUCAGCAGCCUCAAAUUCAGUCAUUCAACCAAGCUAAGAAAUGUAGCAGCGACCACCCAAAGGUAAAGGAGCUGCUCAUCGCCCUUGAUGACAAGCCUUUCAAUGGGGUCGAAGAUGCAGGCUUCCACGGGCCAAUGAUGUACUUUGAUCAGUAUCAGUAUCAAUGAAAAUUAGUUUGAAAACAUCAGCAUAUCUGAUAUUGGCAGAAAUCCUUAAGUGAAGCUAUUAAGACUCUUUUAUAUGAUGUAAAAGAAACACAGCGAUGCUUUCAAUCAAGAAAAAGUGUAAGCACAAAGUCAAAGGCAUUACAGAGAGAAUUUUAUAGUAGACCCUUAUCAUUAAGAUGAUAUCAGUACACAGUGUUUGCCUAAAUAAAUCCCCUUUGACCCUGUCAGAGUUAUAAUCUGUAAAUUAACCAAUCAGACGGCUUUCUGCUCUUUGUGAAUCCUCUAAUACCGUUUGUUUUAUGAGAUUAUUUAUUAUCCUGAGUCUUAAUGUUUCUGACAUACAAACGCACAUAUCAUGUAUCAGAACUGAGAGGAAAUGUUUGUUGUGAUUUUAUUUUCAUCAUUAUCACUUUGUUUUUUUAUCAUCACUCUACUGUUUACUGACUUUUAAUGUCAAUGCACUGGAAUCAAGAAGCAAAGAUAUGUCACAAACUUGCUGCUGUGAGAGAUCGUGUAAUUUGUUUGUGAUUGUGAUUGUCAUAUUUGUGCUUCAUUUAUCAAAAGGUAACCUGAGUACAGUUGAAUUUCUCUCAUUUUUGAAGCCCACUGAAUAUUUCCCAAAGAUGUUUAGAGUUAUCCAACCAUAGAGACAAGAGAAACGUCAAGUCUGCAUUUUAACAGCAUCUCUUAAAGGUACAGUAACAACUUUACCUGAUGGUACUUGGCACAAUAUCAGUGUUUCCUAAGGUUUCAGCUCCUGAACUUUUAUCAUGUUCGUUUCAUCUUCCUUCAGUUUCAGACGCAUGGUGUACAGCUUUAGGUUUCUAGGAUGCAUUGUUUAAAAGAAUCCAAGAACAUAUCAGUGACAGGUUAUUUGAUUUUCACUCAGAGCAAAAAUGUAAGGGAAAACAGAUGCUGCCUGAACAAGAUGCAAAACAAAAAACAGAUCCCUUUUAUUUACCUGCAUGUGAUUCAAAGUGGUCAAAAGGAACAUAAUCAGACAGGAGAUACAGUACUUUGGUACUUUGCUUGCAGUUGAAAUGAAUAUCAGAUUCAUCUGAGGCCAGUGGUCUAUAUUUCUGUCGCAGGACUUGUAACAGGCAUUGUUGUGUGUUUUGGUGUGUCCAUCAAUGUAACCAUGUUUGUAUAUAUGACAUAUUAAAAGAUCAGGUCCACCUA
Notolabrus celidotus (New Zealand spotty) is the source of this 5161-nucleotide messenger RNA. It is a transcript of the gene wdfy2, whose product is annotated as WD repeat and FYVE domain containing 2. The coding region runs from base 188 to 1393 and encodes 401 amino acids. Gene Ontology annotation, molecular function: metal ion binding; protein binding. The record is from RefSeq and is a predicted model, not a curated record. The transcript is spliced from 12 exons. Lineage: Eukaryota; Metazoa; Chordata; Actinopteri; Labriformes; Labridae.